Molecule: messenger RNA, 1468 nt
Organism: Candoia aspera
Lineage: Eukaryota; Metazoa; Chordata; Lepidosauria; Squamata; Candoiidae
Gene: TMEM53
Product: transmembrane protein 53
Exons: 3
Coding region: 204-935 (243 amino acids)
Source: RefSeq, a predicted model, not a curated record
CAAUGAUUUGGAAAGAAUUCCCUGGUACAGAAUUGGUGAGGCGGCCGCUGGAGUGGAAACCGUAUGUCUAAUGUGGAUCGUAAUCAGAGCCAAGAGGUGCCUAAAAAGAGGGUAAUUUUCUUUGACUUAAGUCUGGAAUCCGCUUCCAGUGCUCAGAAACUCCUGUGGAGAAAGGAGAUAAAAUCAGUCGUCCGGUGGUGAUAAUGAUUGGAUGGGCUGGCUGCAAAAACAGGUAUCUAGAGAAAUACAGCGCCAUCUAUCUCCAGAAGGGGUGUAUAGUGAUCCGUUAUACAGCUCCAUGGAGAUUCGUGUUCUUUUCAGAAUCCUUGGGUAUAAAAUCCCUGCAGAAUCUGGCUAAGAAGCUGUUGGAACUCCUUUUUGAUUACAAAGUGGAGAUGAAGCCUCUAUUCUUUCAUGUCUUCAGCAAUGGUGGGUUCAUGCUCUAUCGUUACAUUGUGGAACUUCUUCACACUCAACAGCAGUUCCAGCAUCUGAGGGUAGUGGGUACUAUUUUUGAUAGUGCACCUGGUAGGAAGAACUUGAGGGGUGGGCUUCGUGCUCUCUCAGUUGUCUUAUCAUCAUACAAUGUAUGUGUGAAGUCCUUUCUUCUACUGUCAUUUGCAGUGCUGGUAGUGACAUUGCGGAUUAUGUUGUACCCUAUGACCCGCUUUAUACAUGAGAGCCAUUAUGAAGCAAUGUUGAACCAACCUUCUAAAUGGCCUGAGCUCUAUUUCUAUUCCAAAGCUGACUCUGUUAUCCUAGCAAGUGAUGUGGAGAACAUGGCAGAGGCUCGACGACAGCAUCAGGUCCUUGUUAAGACUGUUGACUUUGUGAAUUCUGAUCAUGUUAGCCAUCUACGAGCAUAUCCUACCUCCUAUGCUACUCAUUGCAUCUCCUUCAUGUACAGUUGCAUUGAAAGCACUUCAGCUCACUAGUAUGGCCAAUCUGAAGAUAUCAGCAUAUACUUCUUCUUGAUUGAGUUCAUAUAUUAAACAAUAAUGCGGUUCUGUCACUUACCAAAAGAGUUUGAAGAAUUUCUAAGAAUCUGGUAUAAACAUGUUUGCACAUAUUUGCUCAUUUACCUUAAUUUCCAUAGCAGAUGUUAAGAGUCUUUUUGAGAUACAUGGAAGUAUAGGUUCCUGAGUUUAUCCAUGUCUAAUAUUCUGUGUUCAGUGUGCUUAUAUGGAACUAUAGAAUAUAUAAUAGCAAUGUCUCUAUUCAAUUCUCCUUUCAUUAGCUUUUUCCUUUGUUCUAUUUCUUUUUCUCUCAUUUCACUCUUAGAUUUUUCUUCUAAUCAGUGCUGAGUUCAGAAAGAAAGAUUGUGGAGUUAGAUUAUGCAACUAGGAAUUUAUUGUCCACUGAGGUAUAUAUGAUACAAGAUAGAAUUAAGAGGAGGAGUCUGCUCCACUUAGUGCAGAUCUCUUUUUAGAGCUAUGGCAUGAAUUGCAUGCACAAAUUAACACUGUGU